Drosophila serrata is the source of this 1028-nucleotide messenger RNA. It is a transcript of the gene ymp, whose product is annotated as yellow-emperor. NCBI's taxonomy places the organism in Eukaryota, Metazoa, Arthropoda, Insecta, Diptera, Drosophilidae. The record is from RefSeq and is a predicted model, not a curated record.
AGGAAUUCAAUAGACAGAGAACGUCAAAAUUUUGUAGUAUUCCACAAAUCAGUCUAUACCCAAAUUUCGGAUGUGAUGAUAUAAUUCCGAUUCGGCUAGAAUAUUUGGACAUACAUUUGGGAUACGCAUUUUGCAACUAAAUUGUAAUUUUAACCGGACUAGUUAGUUUUAGCAAAAUGGCGCUUCGUCUCAUCAAUGCAGCACGCAUUCCUUUCCUACUAAAGCCAAAUAUGAAGCCAACACCGCCGCCAAGACGCACCUACUUACUUAGAAGGCCGCGUCUCGUACCGUUUAUAGAUGAAGUACCAACUGUAUUCUCUGUAGCGGCCAUUAAGCACCAUUGGGGGGUCAUGCCAAUUAUAGCGAUAUGCACCUUCGGCUUGUUUAUGAAAAUUUUCGUCAUAAUUUCACUCGGCUUGAAAAAGGACGAUGUGUGGUUCACGAAGGACUCUGCUCGAUGUGAAAACUUGGAGACGCGCAGCGGACGCUGGUACAAGCCCAAAAGUCGCAAGUGGGGCGGUCGAGAUGACUACCCGGUGCCACCGGAGGCGAUCAUGGCCAGACAGGGCAACACGGAUGGUCCGUCAUUUGAGGAAAAGAAGUGAAGCUGGACUGGCUAAAAGGUCAGAUCAGCAUUUCCAGCACGUCUUACAUAAGUCUGACCAUUCAAUUACCGGCUAUAAGUUUGACCGUAGGCUUUCGGAUCCGCUAGGAUACCAUCGAAAUGAAAAGGCGAAACGGAAGGAUAUGUGCAUAGGAAGUUAAACUGGCUUGGCAAGUGUAACCGGAGUUGGGAAACCAUACAAAAAACACUGACCAGCGGAAGGCCAGGAGAGGGAAUGAAGCCCCUGAUCUUGUUACGAGGAUGGAAGUGAGAUUUCUUGGGCAAGUUAUAACUACAAUCUAUAUACACCUAAAAUUGACUGGUCUGUAAGGCAUAUAAAUUUUAAGUAUAGCGAGGUUGUUUUUUAAUCUAAGCUUCAAGCAUAGCUUAGAUUAAGGAAUAAAUUCCCAUUUAAUAAUGUGAA